Schizosaccharomyces octosporus yFS286 is the source of this 3125-nucleotide messenger RNA. RefSeq names its product nitrilase. The coding region runs from base 2131 to 2943 and encodes 270 amino acids. The record is from RefSeq and is a predicted model, not a curated record. Lineage: Eukaryota; Fungi; Ascomycota; Schizosaccharomycetes; Schizosaccharomycetales; Schizosaccharomycetaceae. Gene Ontology annotation, molecular function: hydrolase activity, acting on carbon-nitrogen (but not peptide) bonds, in linear amides. The transcript has a single exon.
UCUUGGUUGGCUGUAAAGUUAUAAUAAAGAAAAGAAUGAAGAAAACCUUAAAUAUUAAAAUCGGAUGAAGAUAAACUUUUUUCGUCCCGUUCAGAACUGUCACCUUUGAAGGUCGGGUAUGAGGCGCUUUCGUUGAAACCGCCGUUUUUUGUUUGUGUUGCAGGAUAGAUCGAUGGAAGCAAAAAGAAAGAUGCUAUAAUCAUCGGAAUGAAAUCGAAAACACCAAACCAUACUUCGUGGGUAAUGACACUACCGCUCCAACCUCCAGCAAGUUCAACAACACGGUAAACAGCACGUACGAGAAUAGCUAGUGUUGCUAAACAUAAGCAUAAAAAGCAAACGUCUUUAUAUCGUGAACGAGGAAUGUCUGUAGUGCUGGGACCAGCUCGCACGGGUUUGCCUCUACAAACAGCUGCAGCAAACAUUAGCCCUAAAAUUGAAAAGACAACAGUGCUAAAAAGUUGAAAGCAAAUACCACCAAGCAUGAUGUUAGCACCCUUGUUUUGCUCAGAUGAACCUUCUUUAGCACCACCGGCAAUACCACCGCCUGCAGCUUGCAAAACGAGAGCAAUUAUAUCGAAAGUAAUGAAAAUAAUCGCAUACAAUUUAGGUUUGAGAAGGGAAAAUCGAGGUCCGUAAAGCAUAACCCAGUGGUACAGUAAAACGUAUACUUCGGCGGAAUAAAAGACUGGUGAAAUAAUUAAAGCAAUAAUCUGACCUAAAAAGUCUGAAUAGUUGUUUGGAUGGUAAUGAGCAUUCACCCGGCAAGCCCAUCCAGCCAGCUCGCCGGCUGUUCCAAUAAUUGGAACAACGAUCAAUGGAUGUCUAUAUACUAUCGAAGAAGCCAACAAAAGGGCAAAGGAUAUACUGAAAAAAACGACAGCAAUAAUUGCCAACCAACCAGCUGGAAUAUAACCAAACGCAUUAUGAUAUGCCGCCAUUUUCAAAUUUCGCUAAAGCUCACACACAAGACGGAAGGGUAUCGCUGAAAUGAAUCAGGUAUAAAAGAAGUCCUAAAAUGAACUAGUCUAUUAAAGAUUGAUUUUCGUAUCAAUUAUAAAAUCGAAGCUACAAAAAAAGAAGGAGAGGAGAUAUCGUUUUUCAAAAGGACGCGAUUGUAAUUAACCGAACCGAACCGAUCAGUUUUUCUGACGAACCGCCUUCCUACUGGAGAUUGAAACUAUUAUUCAAAAUAUAUACCAAAUUAAUUAGAUACCUACACGGACCCAAUCCAAUACAAAGGAAAUUUACCUUUUCUCCUAUUCUCAAUGUUGUUAAAGAAAGGUGAUAAGUGCCAGUUAAUAAUGUUGGAUUUUCCGAUACUUUGUGUUCUACGCAGCGGAUUUCGUUAAAAGUGAUUUAUUUAUUUCGGUUCAUACUUACCGAACUGCACCUCGUUACGUUCAUCAGAUAAGAAUUAAUUCGUUACGGUAGUUAGCAUUCAAGAGGAAAGUAUUCUCGUUCACACUGUUUAAAAGAAAAAAAUUCAAAAAUAAAAACAAAUAAAAAAAGAUUUCUUUUAUGGUUUACUCGGUUUUGAUGGAAAAGAAAAAAGAACAUAAUGAGGAUUCAAAAAUUUUUGGUUUAAAAUUGACUCGCUGGAUUUCAGUAAUAAACAAAGCCAUCCAUUUUCAGUUUGGUUUUGCAAGAGGAAAACAGCUUCGGUUUCUGAUUCAUACCUUGUUUAACGUCUGUUUUUAUGAGUUAUCUUUUUUCUUACGAGCUUUGCUACUAUAUGAAUAGGUCAGCGUGGAUGAUGAGCCUUUUUGAUGAUGCUUGUAGUUAUAUUGCUCUUGUCAUACGUAAAACCACCAUUUAGCAGGCAUAUACAAUUUUUAUGGAGGAAAAAACCGACAUGCUGUUCUUUUAUUUAGUUUCUUGAGAACAAGCUCUUUCUUUUGGCUUACCAAUAAAUGCGACCUUUUUUUUUUUUUUUUCUUUCUUCAGAAUUUGCACUUUGCUAUCAGGGCUAUAACGUAUGCAUACUAUCAAAGAGGAUCAAAAAAUGAAAGAAAAGAAUCAGACAAAAGACGUACACUAAAAUUGUAAUUGACAUCAUCUUAGAACAAUACUUUUUCUUUUUUAUUCUCACGUCUCAUUUUGCUAGGUGUAAGUGCAAGUGCAUUCAAUAUGUCAGUUCGAGUAUGUUGUGUUCAGAUGGCACCAAAGGUAGGAGAUGUGAAAGAGAAUACAAAGAGGAUGUCUGAGUUUGUGGACGAGAUUCUGAGCAAAGAAUCCGUUGACAUGGUUGUUUUUCCAGAACUAGCUACUUCAGGAUAUGAAUGUGGGGACAAGUUUUAUCAUCUAGCAGAAUGCGUUGAGACUAGUGAUUCCGUUCAGUUUAUGUGUAAAGUUGCAAAACAAUAUGGUGUUCAUAUUGUAUUUGGAUUCCCGGAACGAAAAACUCAAGAAAGCAAACAACUGUUCAACUCCAGUGUAUACAUCGACUCGAAAGGACAUGUCUGCGGGACUUAUCAAAAGAUGCACUUAUUUGAUCAAGAAAGGAAAUAUUUUUCCCAUGGUACAGAAUUUCCCAUUUUCAAUACUCCCUUUGGUAAAAUGGGACUCUUAAUUUGUUGGGAUACUGCAUUCCCCGAGGCUGCUCGAAUAUACUCAUUAAAAGGUGCAGACUUUUUAAUCGUAUCUUCCAACUGGGAGAAACCUUAUGAAGAUGAUUGGGACUUGGCUGUGAGUGCUAGAGCACUGGACAAUUGUAUACCGAUUGCAGCAGCAAACCGUGUAGGCAAAGACGAAACGCUUAGCUUUUUUGGUCAUAGUCGAAUCGUCGGUCCUACUGGGAAAGUCAUCCAAAGCAUUGAUAAGGAUUCUGAGGGAUUUAUUAUUGCCGAUCUGGAUCAAAAUCACUCGAAGCGUCUUCGUCAAGAGUAUUAUACGUUUUUCCGUGAUCGAAAACCCCAUUUGUAUACGGAUCUCAUUCAUUAGCUUCCCUUGAAGAAUUUUUUGUUAACGAAUUUAUUAUAAAAGGAUGUAAUCUUUCCUUUCUUUUCAUUAUUAUUAAUAUACACGAUUGUACUUUUAAACAAUCCCUUGAAGCAUGAAAACUCAGCUUUUUAAUGUGUAAGUAUAUUAAUGUAAUUUUAGUUAGCUUAGUAACUGCGCUCCCG